ACGGCUGCGCAGUGCGGAAGGGACAUAGGCGUAAACAGUGAUAGUCAGAGAGUCAAGAAGAAGAGCAAUCAUCCAGAGCAAGUAAAUAAGUUUAAUUCACCGCCGGGAGCGGUGGGGACGAGCGGAUGAUGGGAAAGGAAGUGAAGGACCGCUGUAACGUUGACUGUGUCCAAACGCCGACUUUUACCGUGCGGACCUGGCUGAUAUAGUUAGCUAACACACACACACACACAGACACACACACAGCUAGAGCUAGCAGUGGAGCUAGCAGGCUAACGCGGCGACCCUCGAUCCGCUGUCGUCGUUAAAACACACGGAGAAAAUGGUGUACCUUAUCAAUCCUCUGGAGAAUUUGAAGACCUAUAUCAGUAAUCGGCCACCGCUGGUCAUCUUUAUGGUCAGUGUCAGCACUGUAGCCAUUGCCUUCCUCACCAUUGGCUACUUUUUCAAGAUAAAGGAAAUAAAAUCCCCAGAGAUGACAGAGGACUGGAACACUUUCCUGCUGCGCUUUAAUGAGCUGGACUUCUGCAUUUCGGAGAAUGAGACCUUGAAGCACGGCCUCAAUGAAUCCACCACCCCUGAGAGCACGGUGACUAGCGGACAAGCGCGUCAAAGCACACAGGCUCCACCACUACUGGAGGACCCUGGACCGAUCAAUAUCUCUGUUCCCAUCACCCUUACCCUUGACCCGCUCCGCCCCUUUGGGGGCUAUUCCCGCAACAUCACCCACCUGUAUGCCACCAUUUUAGGGCAGCAGGUUGGCCUGGCAGGAAGGGAAGCCCACGAAGAGAUGAAUAUCACUUUCACCUUGCCUGCCUCCUGGAACUCGGACGACUGCGUCCUGCAUGGCCACUGUGAGCAGGUUGUGUUUAGCACCUGCAUGACCAUCACUGCAGCCAGCAAUGUCUUCCCAGUGACAGUGCAACCACCACACUGCAUUCCUGAAACUUAUACAAAUGCCACAUCCUGGUACAAGAUUUUCACCACCGCUAGAGACUCUGAUACCAAAUACGCGCAGGAGUAUAACCCCUUCUGGUGUUAUAAAGGAGCCAUUGGGAAAGUGUACCACGCACUCAACCCCAAGCUCACAGUCAUCGUCCCCGAUGAUGAUCGCUCUCUUAUAAACCUCCAUCUAAUGCACACCAGCUACUUCCUCUUUGUGAUGGUGAUCACAAUGUUCUGCUAUGCAGUCAUCAAGGGCCGGCCAGGCAAAGUACGGCAAAACAGCGCGGACUUCUGCCCUGAAAAGGUGGCCUUGUCAGAAGGAUAAACACUUAAAAUCAACUUAAAUGAACCUUAACUGAAAAGAAGAAUGAGUAAAGAUUAAAAAAACAAAACUGAUUUUACUAGUUGCCUACUGAACCCAGAAAUGGGUGCACAGCUCUGUGAAUGCAUUUCUCUGCAAUGUUGGGUCACUCCAACCAAAGACAAUUUAAGUGCCUGUAUCUACUGUGUAAAUAUUCAUAGGAUUCUUCAAUGCCGUACUGAAGUCAGCCUGAACCCUAGCGCCAUCUGUAAUGAGGUGUGACGCAGAAGCGGAAAAGCCAACGGCACAGGAUUUGCCUGCAAGGAAUUGUACUUCCAUCCACUUCCACCUCCGUCACAAUUGUUAAUUCGCGUCAGACGCUUUUGCCGAACACGUCUCCCCGAGAAGGGGGCGGGGAGUUUCCAGUUCUACCAGACUUUGUUGUGCAUUCUGUUGUCAUGCAUUCUGAAUAUCAGCCUUUGGUUUCCUUGAACUACUGCCUGAGUUUAUGCCAUUAUGCUAUAUUUAGGUUUACCUUUUUUGCUUUGAGUGUCUUUGCUGAAACCCCUUUUCUCCCUGCUCAGCCCACUUGUUGAAGAUAACAAAGAGUUCUUCUUUCUGCUGUCUUGAAACAAUAUAAAAAGCAAGGAAAAUGGGCACAGUACACAUACGCUUCUCAGCUUUAUUGUGACAUGGUUAUUAGUCAUUCAAUCCUUAGAACACAGGUGAAAGAAAACGGCCAAAUUGUAGUUAGUUACACUAAUGAGGUGUGGUUGUGAUGUGACUCUGUAGCCAGGAUAUCACCCCAUUCAGUAGCAGAAACCUUUUAUGUCUUACUGGAAAAGUUGGGGAGGAAUCAUUCUUAGCCACUCUUUUCCACAGCUGAUUUUCCACAGUGUGCUUCCAGCCAAUAACCUGCAUGCCAUGUACUUGUUUGGUGCAGAAUUUAGUGUUUUUUUUGUUUUUUUUUUUUUUUUCUUCUUUCCUCUCUCUCUUUCUUUUUUUCUUUUAUUCUCAUCCAGCAAGAACUGCAGAAAGUGGCCAUGAACGGAAUCCACAUGCUGGGCCCAUUGUUUGUGACCCUGUUAGUGCCAGUUGAGAGUGUAUGUUUGUGUCACUUAUGCAUAUAGAAAUGUCAUUAAGGCUGGAUGGAAAAUAUUUUUGUGCCCCUGCUCUUGGAUUAGUUUAAUGGGGUGUAAUGUACUGUAUAUGUUGAAUAACACAAUUCACUGAUAAUUAUCACUUUUAAUGUGUGAUUUCAUUAAAUUUUUUUAACAGAAAAACUUUAUUGAAUGUAUUUUCCAAGAUACAGCAAAAUUCCAUCUGUGCUGUAUUAACAGUAAUUUUAGUCAAAGGUGAUCAGAAGUGUAUUUAUUUUUUCCCCGGUUGUGUAUAUGUUUAAGAUUAGACUUUAUAAGAGAAACUGUUCCAAAGCCUCUGCUCCAAACAUAAGUUGUGCUUUACGUUAGCAGUUUCUUCCUUUGUGCUUUACAUUAGCCUUUUCUUUUGCCUUUGUUCUCUUUACACAUGCAUACUAUGAAUCUCUUUUGGAAGUUAAACAGUUUUAAUGCUAACAUUGUUAUAAGAAAGUAUUCUCAGAGUCUCCCUUUAAAACAUGGUUUUUCCUGCCUGAUUUCCCAUUUCACAGUUUUGUAGCUCACUAUACGGUAUUAAACUGCCUGGUGGCAGUACCUGUAUGUAGACUUUUUUGUAGUGUCUAUUAAGCCGCUGCUUGUGUGACAUCUGUGUUUGUACCUGCACAUAUCCUGUAGUCAGCAGGUUUCUUUUUUUCCCCCUCUUCCCAUUCUGGGGGAAAUACAAAAGGAAGCAGCAAAAGAAUAACCUGCAGAACAAUACAAAUUGUAUGCUUUUAAUUUUGGAGUAUGAGUAUAAAAUACUCGUUAUGCAAGCAAACCUCUGUUGUAUUUGUAGUUCCUAGAAAGAGAUGUUAGCCAACCAUCAGUCAUUGUUUCUGGAUAAUUUGUUUGCUUUCAGCAUACUAAACAGGUCAGAUCACAACUCAGCCAAUGUGGUUCUACUUCAUUAGCAUAAAAUCAGAUAUUUUCAAUAGCUUUUGUCUAUUUUUAAUGGCCAUAAUACGGAUUGCCUUAACAUAGCUAAUACAACAUUUAAGCACUGUUUUAUGUUCAGAGAAGGGGGAAAUGCCUACACCUGUUUCCCCUUUAUUAGGUCUGCUUUUUCAGUAUGUAUAUUAUGGGGAAAAAUAUCUAAUUCUUGUGCAUUAAUUUAGGUGGACCAAAAACAGUUCAGAAAUAGUACUUUAUAUCAGUGGUACACUUAUGAGGUCCUGCACUCAUUAACAGCCCUUAUUUAAGAUUACCAGGACCAGACAUGCCUUCAUUUCAAAGUUAAUUUGUUACAGGUACCCCAGGGUUGUGCUGUGUUGUAGUCAUCUGGUCUUGGGCCUUGCAUGUGUAUGGUAUGAGCACUUGUCUGUCUAAUCAGGAAAUCUGUGUGCUUGAUUAUGAUUGUGGGGGAGGGGCCUGCAUGUACAUAGUAUAAGUUAUCCCAUCAUUCAUAUUCCCAUGAUGAAAGCUACAGUUUUGUGUUGUUGUAUGAUACAAAAUUCUGAAUAGAGUAAUUGUAUGUGAAAGCUGGGAUGGAAAGAGGGUAACUUAUGCAUGCAUGCAUGCAAGUGCACUUGCGGGCUUAAGUUUUGUUGCUCGUCUUGAACUCAGCUUGCAGGGCCUUUGUUUAUUGUGGGAGUCACGACAUUACGCAUUGAAAUUUCCCUUGGAGGAAAUUUGCAGCCCCAAUGUUUUCCCUUUCUUUCUUGCAAU
Messenger RNA from Scleropages formosus (Asian bonytongue), 4047 nucleotides. RefSeq names its product transmembrane protein 248 (gene tmem248). NCBI's taxonomy places the organism in Eukaryota, Metazoa, Chordata, Actinopteri, Osteoglossiformes, Osteoglossidae. The coding region runs from base 323 to 1270 and encodes 315 amino acids. The transcript has 7 exons. The record is from RefSeq and is a predicted model, not a curated record.